UCGAUCGGUUGCAGCGGGACGGGAGACGCUCUCCUCUGCCGUCGUCGUCUAUAUAGCCUCCCGCCUCGCCUUCCUCCUCUCCCAUCCUUUCUCAUACGUAGCUUCCUUCCAUCCGCCCUCUCUCUCUCCUCUUCAAUUGGGCGCACCAGCGGUUCUUGCGAAGCUGUUCGACCGAGGCGAGAUGGAGGACAAGCGGAAGGCCGUCGCCAACAAUGAGGAGCGAAGGCAGCGCCAGCGGCGUGAGCGUGACGCGGCAGCCGUGGAAGACACUGCGACUUCAGGGCGGACGACGGCGACUGCAGGCGGCAACGGGACUGCGCAGGAGCUUCCACGGGUGACGGCGGCGACUACGCCCGCUCUAGGCCCCCCACCCGGCGCCUCUUCCCAGUUCGCAGACAACGGGCGUCCGCAGCACGCGCAGAUCGGCAACGCCGGUGCGCCUCAGGGUCACGGCAGUACUGUCAUUGAUCAGCAGCGCCUCCGCGACCAGCCUUCUUCUUCACGGGCAAGAGCACCAGGAUGCACUUGUUGCGGCGGAGCGCCCACCACGCGGGUUGUUCUCAACCUGCCCGUGUGCGAGGCUUGCUACAGGCGGUUUUUUCACGCCGGUGCGCCUCAGCAGCACGCGCAGAUCGGCUACGCCGGUGCGCCUCGGGGAGCAGUGCGCAAUCCAGUGGCAGUCCCUACCCGUGAGCAGCAGUUCUGGGCUAACAUGGGUGCGCCGCCGAGGCCUUUUUCCAUGUUGCCCUUCCGGUGGGGCCCGGUGAACCCCGCACUGGAGCGGCAGUCUUCUUCACCAGCCCACAAUGGGCCUCCCCAGCACGCGCAGAUGGGGCCUCCACCCCUCCACACCUUGGCACCGCCACCGGAGCGGCAGUCUUCUUCACGGGCAAGGGAGCAGCAGCUCCAGGUCCAGGCUGAUGCGAUGAGGCUGCAGGUGGCCAAUAUUCUGAACAACCCUUUCUCGCUCGUCCGGUCGGGCCCGGCGAACCCAGCGCCUCAGCGGCAGUCUUCUUCACCAGGAUGCUACAGCAAUAUCUUCACCGGCAAAGGGCCCUUGUUCAGCAGCGCCGGUGCACGUGCACCCCAGGGUCACGGCAGUGCUGCCAUUGAUCAGCAGCGCCAGCUCGACCUCCUCCGCGGCCAGCGGCAGCCUUCUUCUUCACAGGCAAGGGCACCAGGAUGCUCUUCUUGCGGAGCGCGCGCCACGCGGGUUGCUCUCAAGAUGCCCUUUUGCGAGGCUUGCUUCAGGGAUACAUUCAUGGCGAACGCGCCUCCUCAGCACGCGCGGAUCGGCUCCAAGCUUCCGAGUCCAGUCCCCAGCUAUAACUACGCGCAGACCGGCAACGCGCGUCCGCAGCACACGCUGGCCGGCAAUGUGUCUUCGAGUCCAGUUCCCGCUCCCAGCAACGCCGGCGCGCCUCAGGGUCAGCAGCAGUACCGGGAUUCGGUGGUGGAGCUGCUGGCGGCGACCGAGCCUUCUCCUCCGGCGGGUUCUCAGCGUGCCGCCUAUUCAAGGUGCGAGGCUUGCCGCCUCUCCGGCGAUAAGGCGUGCAUGUUUUGCCACAACCCCGGCCCACCGCCGCCACCGCCAGGGCAGAGCUAGGUAGCUCAUCUCACCGCUGUGAGUGGAGAAUGUCUUCUGAACUCUGGGAGCAGGACAGCUUAAAACUGCUGAGCCUUUUUUGCUUUGCUCUGUUUUUGACACAACAGAUGAUUCCUGUGAUGUGGCCAAAUGUGGCAAUGCAUACAUGCUUGAGGAGAUCGAUGAAACUAAAUACUUGAUUCCUUGUCACUUAGUAAUUGAUAUAUACUUGCUGUGGCUCUUU
Molecule: messenger RNA, 1829 nt
Organism: Triticum aestivum (bread wheat)
Lineage: Eukaryota; Viridiplantae; Streptophyta; Magnoliopsida; Poales; Poaceae
Exons: 4
Coding region: 182-1606 (474 amino acids)
Source: RefSeq, a predicted model, not a curated record